Molecule: messenger RNA, 3664 nt
Organism: Vidua chalybeata
Lineage: Eukaryota; Metazoa; Chordata; Aves; Passeriformes; Viduidae
Gene: ZFYVE21
Product: zinc finger FYVE-type containing 21
Exons: 8
Coding region: 2167-2943 (258 amino acids)
Molecular function (GO): metal ion binding
Source: RefSeq, a predicted model, not a curated record
GAUUCCUGUCCAUCGAUGGGAUUCUCACCUCUGGCUGGAUCUGUGGGAUUAUGGAAAUAAGUUAUCACACUUGAGCAAACCCACGACAAGUUUGCAGUGAACCAGCUCUUGGUAUUUUUAAAUUAAUGCCAAGAUCCAACAGCUGUUGGAUAUUCUUCUAUUUUCCUCUUUCUAGAUGAAGUAAUUUGAUAUUGAUAUUGGUGGUUGAGUGCACGUGAAAUGAAUUUACUUCUGAUAUGAAUUCUUAUUUAAUUUCUUGCUUCACGUCUUUUUGUUUGAACACAUGAGAAGUAACUUGGACAGUGUGUUUCCUUCUUUUUUAAUGUGAUAAAACCCCUCCAAGCAAUAAAACUUAAUUCAAUGCAAGUUGCUCUCUAAUUAUGUCAGUGUAUGGAUGAAUAGGAAGGAUUCAUCUUUCAACAUGUUCUCAAUAAAUAUCUUGUCCCAGCCAAAGCAGAAGUUGACAUUAUGCAAAUGGUUCACUCUGUUCUGGUUACUUAAAGCAGAAAUACCUCAAAGGAACAGUAUCUUGAGCUUGCUUGUGUCAGAACAUUUUCCUAGGAAAAUCCCAUUUUGCAAUGCCAGCUACCGUGUGCUACUUGACUUGUGAUUUAUUUAGGAUUGCUAUUUGUAUCAGGCAGGGCUAUCAUCAUGGGUCUGGAAUUCAGAAAUAUUUUUCUGUAGUUUGUGUUAAAUACGAGGAUGGAUAAUUUUGUUCCUUCCUAAAAACUACUUUUAUGUUUAGCAUAGCAUUCUGUAUGAAAUCUAUGUAGAGGAGUUUGGGUUUGAUUUUUUUUUCACCUCUAGCUUGUGACUUGUGCUUUCUGCAUUUUGACAAAAACCAAAUAAACCCCCCCAAAAAAAUCCAGUCCAGGCGAACUAAAAAAUCAUCACCACCACCAAAACCCAACCAAAAACUCCCAAAUAUUUUCAUUAAGAAAAUUAAUUACAUCUCGGGUAAGUUCAAGGCAUACCAAAAUUAUUGCCAGGUCCAGUUCCCAGGCAGGCUAUUAAACUACAUGUCAAAAAUUAAAACAAGGUAGAACAGAACAUGAUAUUAGCUGUAGAGUUCUACUUGUUACAGAGGUGAAACCUGGUGUAGGCUGGAAUUGCUUCACGCAGACCUUACUUAUCAGUGAGUGUUGAAUUAACCUUUUCUGCAGCCAUUGUGAAAAGAUGUUUGGAUGCCUCAGUUCAGUGUUAGUUAAAACAUUUCAGGAACACUUGUGGUGCUCUUCUGUGUGGGAUUUAGAAACAGCUUGUUGUAACAAAUUCUGCAAGUAGGUGUUUACGUUCCACGGCAGUGACUGCCAUUGCUGUCUAAUGUGUUAAACGUCUGUUUAGACAGCAGAGCCUUUCAUAUAAACUAUUGCCAAUUACACUUCAAAAGGACAUGAAAAAUUUCUGGAGAAUUUUUAAUUUAGCUGCUCUAAUAUUUUCUUGGCUGCAGUUGUUGAACUUGUGACAGCGAUUGAGCAUCUGCUGGAGUAAAAGUCCCUGAAUAGAAGCUGUUGUAGCCUGAGGGGAUUUAUAGAAGAAAAAGGGUUAAUUAUUGAAAUAUGUUAAUUAAAGGCAAAGGGUGAUGAUUACUGUGUGCUUAGCAAAUAGCACCUGCUCAGCUUAGGGCAUGUGGUUAAGAGGACAUUCUGCUGUAGUCUGAGAUAGUCUGGCUUGAGGAGUUUGGGUUUAUAGAGUUAUAAAACCUAGUACAGGAUCUAACCAUGUUCUCCUGAGUAAGAUGUCAGGCAUAAUUUUGCAUUAAUAUUUGCAAGUAAACCAAUAUUAAAGCAAAUAUUAGCAAGAAUUGUAUUAUAGGCCUCAGACACUGGGGUUUGAUAUGGUAGAUAAAAAUAUGUAAAGUUUUGUUGAAAAUCUGCUGAUCUAAGGGUUGGGUAACAACCCUGUGGUAGGUGAAUUUCUGUACAGAAAAUUUUGAUUGUUCAACAGUCACUGAUCACUUCUGGUCAUUAACACAGUCAAAACUGUCACCCCUUAAACUCUACUUAGUUGGAAGGGAGAAACUCCUUCAAUUUUUUUCUGUCACUUUUUUGAAAGGAGUGUGGGUGUAAGUUUGUUUUAGGAAGAGAUAUUUCAGGAAGUGACUUUUUGUAGCUGGAAUAAGCAUUAGGUCUUGGUGGCUUGGAAGAAAACCAAAUAUCUCUUAGCAUGUUUCGAAAAUGUGUGAGUCUUGAGUGCAUUAAAUUGUGUAAACAACGUUUUGGCGAGUCAGCAGAGCAUCGUAUUCAAGUGAGGACAACUUACAGAAAACCAGUUGACUCUGGAAUAUGGGACUGUCUGGAUAGCCAAACGUUAUCAAGAAUGUGCCCAAGAUGUAUGCAGUGUGAUACAAAAUUUGACUUCAUAACUAGAAAGCAUCACUGCCGAAGGUGUGGGAAGUGUUUCUGUGACAAGUGCUGCAGUAAAAAAGUGCCUCUGCCUCGCAUGUGCUUCGUGGACCCCGUGCGCCAGUGUGCGGAGUGCGCCCUGGUCUCGCAGAAGGAGACGGAGUUCUACGACAAACAGCUCAAAGUGCUCAUGAAUGGUGCUACAUUCUUUGUAACUCUGGGAGCAUCUGAUAAAUCUGAGCUCAUGGUUUGUCGACUUUCCAACAACCAGAGAUACCUGAUUUUGGAUGGAGACAGCCAUUAUGAAAUUGAAAUUAUACAGAUUUCAACUGUUCAGAUACUUACAGAGGGAUUUACUCCUGGAGAAAAAGAUACUCACACUUACACCAGCCUUCUGGAGAGCCAGCCUGUUACUGAAGGAGGCAACACUCGUGCCAUAGGAAUGAUCCUGCAGUACAAGGUACCAGGGUCGGAGGAGGUGACACAGAUGAAGUUUACUGCUGGUGAAGACUUCAGCUGUAACAAGAAGCUGUCAGCAGCCUGGCUUGCAGCUAUGCAUAAGGCAACAAAACUUCUCUACGAGUCUCGGGACCAGUGAGAACUGCAGAUGUGGCCUCCUGAGGGCACACACAGACACCAGCCUCCACAGACCUGCCUCUCACUUUGUGCUGAUUUGAUAGCUGGAAAUAUUUGCUGUUCUUGACUCUCUCAUUCCAGUGUGGUUCAUCAUGUAAGAACUGGCAAAUGCAAUGUGAGUAUUUUUUUGAACCAUGAGUAUUCACGGUAGUGUGCAAUAUGUAUACAGUUAAUGCUUUAAACAGCCUCACCUUUUAAGACUUUGUAUAUUUUGUUAAGCCUUUACUGGCACUUAAUAUGAAAGUGACCUGCACUACAGCUAAUGUACAGCACAACUUUUUUAGUAACCAUUAUAUAUACUGUUUGCUACAGGAAGCAAACAAAUGUGUAUAUCUCUUCUGCAGAGAAUAGCUUUUGGGUAUAGAUCUCAGGUUUUUCCCUCUAUCCAAAUGUUUAAAAUCAAUGUACAAAAAAAUCUGCCUUAGAUAUGAUUUUAUAGAAAUCACAUGAGUUUUUUUAAACAUUUAAUUUUAAACAUCUAAAUAUUUCACCAAAUACCACCGAAUUGACUUACAUGAACUUGACCUUGAAACUUCACUUCUGUAAUAAGCUUCCAGAAUAAUUUUUAGUUUUGUAUUUUCUUUUUUGGUAACUAGCUUUUGUUAAUCUGUUAUGCUACCUGAAAUUGUAUACAAUUUAAUGUACAAAUAUGAAUAAAUUAAUUCACUUAUUUAAAAAAAGAG